AUGGCCGAAUCCUCCACCGUCACCAUUCACCUUUCAACACUCAAGUCCGGCACAUCGGUUCAACAACUUGAUCUCGAUGAAGUGCUUGCGAAGGGUGUUCCCCAUGGCUGGGUACAUCCGCCUGUGGAUCUGGACCGCGACAUGCUCACCAAGCACGACUGGGAUCUCUUCCUCUUAACGGACAACGAGCAGCUGCCGGCACCAAUACAAGCAUACGUGGAGACUAAGGUAUCCUUUCAGAUAGACCUAGCAAGCGAACAAUACGAUGCUUUACAAGCGAAGAAGGACUUGAUUCCCAAACCAUCAGAUCGCACGCCACCUUUGGCACAAGAAUUUCGUGAAGGCAGAAUACCCAACUCUGCAGUUGUGGACGAUCGGAACGACAGCGGUCCAGCUGCACUACCCACACCAAUCGCCAACAAACCUGUCAGCCUAUUCAACCUCUUCAAGUACAAGGAUUCGCGCGCUGUCCAUGAUGCGUACAUGGAAGGUUUCAAGCAGAAAUUCGGCGACGCUGCCGGAGCGUCGGUGCAAUUCAUGGGUCCCGUGAGAACGUAUCUCGAACAGACCGACGAGCGAGGCACCAAGAGAAAGCAGCUACGAGGUACGAACUGGGAAGACGCCAAUCUUGUCCAAUACGACACAAUCUGGCAUUACGUGUACAUGCUGAGUACAGACAUAUAUGCCGAGCUGAACAAGCAAAAAGUCGCAGGGUUGGAUGACACUUGCAUUCUAGUGGUCAGCGAAAUUGAGCUUUGCAAGUAG
This is a messenger RNA of Recurvomyces mirabilis, 765 nucleotides long. RefSeq lists its product as uncharacterized. The transcript has 2 exons. Bases 1 to 765 code for a protein of 254 amino acids. The record is from RefSeq and is a predicted model, not a curated record. Lineage: Eukaryota; Fungi; Ascomycota; Dothideomycetes; Mycosphaerellales; Teratosphaeriaceae.